Molecule: messenger RNA, 1490 nt
Organism: Oncorhynchus keta (chum salmon)
Lineage: Eukaryota; Metazoa; Chordata; Actinopteri; Salmoniformes; Salmonidae
Product: nucleobindin-2-like
Exons: 12
Coding region: 1-1371 (456 amino acids)
Cellular component (GO): endoplasmic reticulum-Golgi intermediate compartment; extracellular exosome
Molecular function (GO): calcium ion binding
Source: RefSeq, a predicted model, not a curated record
AUGAACCUGGAUCCUGGCUGGCUGCUGCUCCUAUCCAUGUCUCUGGAGGUUUGGUCAGUGCCCCUCGACCGCAAUGCAACCCCCCAGGAAGCACAGCCUCCUCAGGAGGAAAACAGGAGGAUGUGGUACGACACAGGCCUAUACUAUGACCGGUAUCUGAGAGAGGUGAUUGAGGUGCUGGAGACAGAUCCCCACUUCAGAGAGAAACUCCAGACUGCCAACACAGAGGACAUCAAGAAUGGUCGUCUCAGUAAGGAGCUGGACCUUGUGGGGCACCAUGUUAGAACUCGUCUGGAUGAGCUGAAGAGACAGGAGGUGUCUCGCCUCAGGAUGCUGCUCAAAGCCAAACUGGACAGCACCAACACACAGAGUUUACAGAUGGACCAUGCCUCUCUGUUGAAGCAGUUUGAACACCUGGAUCCACACAAUCAGAACACCUUUGAGGCCAAAGACCUUGAGCUGCUCAUCUCAACGGCCACUAAAGACCUAGAGAACUACGAUGCAGAGAGACAUGAUGAGUUCAAACGCUAUGAGAUGCUGAAGGAGCACGAGAGACGGGAGUACCUCAAGGGUCUGGACCAGGAGAAGCGAGAGAAGGAGGAGAAGAGGAUGGAGGAGCUGAAGGAUAAACACCGCAAGCACCCCAAGGUCAACGCUCCGGGCAGUGUAGCUCAACUGCGUGAGGUAUGGGAGGAGACUGAUGGACUGGACCCAACAGAGUUUAACCCAAAGACCUUCUUCAAACUGCAUGAUGCGAAUGGAGAUGGUGUUUUAGAUGAGCAGGAACUAGAGGCCCUCUUUGCCAAAGAGCUGGAGAAGGUCUACGACCCAAAGAAUGAGGAGGAUGAUAUGAUGGAGAUGGAGGAAGAGAGGCUGAGGAUGAGGGAGCAUGUCAUGAAGAACGUGGACAUCAAUCAAGAUCGACUCGUCAGCCUGGAAGAGUUCCUUAAAUCAACAGACAAGAAAGAGUUCAAUAACCCUAAAGAAUGGGAUACUUUAGAUGACACCAAGCCGGUGUUUACAGAGGCUGAGCUCCAGCGGUUUGAGGCGGAACUGCGGACCAAGGAGGAGGAGCUCGGUAAGAGGGCGGAGUCUCUUCGUCAGGAGCAGGAUCUGCUGAAGGAGAGGGGCAAGGCCCUGGAGGCCCAGAGACGAGAGUACCAACAGGCAGUGCUAGAGAUGUCUCAGAGGAAGGAGAAACAGGCAGUGGAGGGGCAGCCUCCUACGGGUCCUAACGGAGAACUACAGUUCCACCAAGAGAUGCAGAAACUGGAAGAUCAAGGUGCUAAAGCUCCUGUUGAACAAGAAGUCCAAGAGGCCCAGAAUAACCUGCCUGCAGAACCACCACAGAACCUGCCCAUACACACCUAAUGCAGAACCCUGAUACACAUAGGGUUGCAAUGGGAGGGUAUAUUACUGGAAACUUUCUAAGUUUACCAGUAAACUACCAGAAUUUUUGUAACUUUCAAGGAAUAUAUGUAAUUUUAUCA